Messenger RNA from Cuscuta epithymum, 1321 nucleotides. Lineage: Eukaryota; Viridiplantae; Streptophyta; Magnoliopsida; Solanales; Convolvulaceae. The record is from the annotation of a GenBank genome assembly.
GCCUGGGCAUAAGGUCAUUAUAUGAUAUUGAGAAAGCUUUCUCAUUAAAGCUCUGGUGGAAAUUAAAAACUGGUGACUCUUUGUGGACUCAGUUUAUUAAAGACAGAUACAAUAGAGGAGAGAACAUGAUACCCAAGGUGACUGACUCAGCAGUGUGGAGGAGAAUUUGUUCUAUUGACCAGCAAGCAUCCAUUCUUUGUUCUCUUAAUCCUUCUGGUCAUUUAAUCUGGGAUGAAGAAGCAGAUGGUUUGUUUUCCUUCAAAUCUGCUUAUGAAGCUGUCAGGGAUCACAAAGUCAGUUCAGAUGUGUACAAGAAUAUUUGGGAAUCCAAACAGGAACUGAAAAUUAAGAUCUUUCAAUGGAAAAUUGUAAAAGGUAUCAUCCCUAUUACGGACAAGCUUGGAAGAUUUAAGCAGGUAUUAAACCCUUCUAUGUGCCCUCUUUGUAGAAGACAAAGUGACUCCUUGAUUCAUCUUUUCUUUCAAUGUAAUGUGGUGGAAGGUGUGUGGAGAUAUUUUUGGGGAAUCCUGGGGCUGUAUAUGCCUCUUAACUCUGAUUUAAAUAUUUCUAGAGUCCUAAGAAUGAAGAACGGAGGUCAUAGUCUUCUGAAUAUUUUUAGACAGAACAUAUCUGGUAUAUUACUUUGGUUUAUUUGGAAAGUAUACUCUUCUAUUAUUUGGGGUAAUGAAGAUUCAUCUCCUUCCACAGAUCAGAUUAUUUUUCAAAUCAAAAUGUACACUCAAUCAUGGGCGGUUAGCUUAUCAGGUCUCAAAAUACGCCAGAUUGGUGACAUUCUCUUUGAAGAACAACUGAUUCCAAGAUAUUACAAGCCUAAUAUCACACGGCCUCAAAUUAUUAAGUGGAGAAAACCGAAGCAAAGAUGGAAGCUAAACAUUGACGCGAGUUACUUAUCUGAUUUAGCGUCUGGGGGUGCGAUUCUUAGGAGCUCUUCAGGUCAGAUGAUUCAGGCUAUCUCCUUCCCUCUUGAAGCUGAUUCAGCUUUGGACGCAGAAAUUAAAGCCCUGUGUUUUGUGGUAAGAUGGGUGGAGGAUGAAGGAUAUGAAGAUGUGGAGGUGGAGACCGAUUCCCUCAUGCUGCUGGAGUAUUUUUCACGCAAGGAUUGUCGGAGAUGGAAAAUUCUGAUUCAGGAAACCUCAGAGAUUAUGAAUAGGAAACGGAUCAGUAUUUUACAUACUCUCAGGGAGGGGAAUUGGGUUGCGCAUUUUUUAGCGGUGGGCCGAGCUCUAAGGGUGAUUAAAUUUGAUGAUCCAAAUGUUUUACCUAUCCAGGCUAAAAGGGCCUAUUGGAUGGAUUAUUUUGG